Molecule: messenger RNA, 485 nt
Organism: Lactuca sativa (garden lettuce)
Lineage: Eukaryota; Viridiplantae; Streptophyta; Magnoliopsida; Asterales; Asteraceae
Source: RefSeq, a predicted model, not a curated record
UCCUUCGUUUGCUUAAACACUUACUCCUCCUUUCUUCUCGAAUAUCCAUGAAAAGCGAGUUACGAGCAAGUUCAUCAAAAGACAUGACUCUAGAUCCUCCAUUUCUUAUGAAUUUUUAUUAUGGAGGUAAAGUUAAUUUUCUGAAUGGAGAAAUCAAGGGAGACAAAUCAACUUCGAGUUUUACAGUUCCAGCUACGCAUGAAAUGGGGUAUGAAGAAUUUGAAAAACUGAUUUAUGAACACUCUGGGAUUGAUGGACGUUUAUUUACGUUGAAGAACACCUUGUAUUUUCAAUACUGUGGCAAAUCUAAGUCUUCGCCUAUUAUGAGUGAAGAGACUUUAAAGCUGAUGUUUUUUCUUGCUAAGAAAGAUCCAAGUUUUUCUGCUCAAGUUCAUGUUGAGAGGGUAGAAAUUCCCUUCUAUGAACUCGCAGAGCUUUGGACAUUAGAUGAAAUCAGGGGAUUUUAUUUGGAAAAUUACCCAUGA